Messenger RNA from Alternaria alternata, 2674 nucleotides. Its product is annotated as trehalase-domain-containing protein. Gene Ontology annotation, molecular function: calcium ion binding; alpha,alpha-trehalase activity. The transcript is spliced from 6 exons. Gene Ontology annotation, cellular component: cytoplasm. NCBI's taxonomy places the organism in Eukaryota, Fungi, Ascomycota, Dothideomycetes, Pleosporales, Pleosporaceae. Gene Ontology annotation, biological process: trehalose catabolic process. The coding region runs from base 193 to 2382 and encodes 729 amino acids. The record is from RefSeq and is a predicted model, not a curated record.
CAGUCCUACACCGCAUACGCCACCCGUACUAACACUUACAACAUAUCGUCGUGUGACCGCUGCUUCUCCGUCCCUAUAGUCUGAAGCAUCUUCAUACAAAGUACCUACCUACGCCAUAGCACCAUCUUCACCACCCACAACACCCAACCCUGCACCCAUUGACUGGUGUCUUCGCCCCAACUCCCCCGUAGCAUGAGCUCGCAAUCUUCCAAGCCCCGCCGAGCUUCGACUGUUCUCGACCCGUACGCUGCACCGCACAUAUACUAUGGCGAGAGUCACUCGCGGAAGCAUACCAGAGCCAGGACCUACUCCGCUAAUGUAGAUAAUUCCACGCGCAAUGCCCCAAUUGCCGAGGGUGCCAUUGCUGGCCGACGCAUCAGUCACGAUGAAAUCUCCCUGCAGCCUCGCCGUUUCAAGAUCAAUGUCGAAGAAACGCUCCAGCAGCUUCUCGCCCGCGAAGACUCGGACCAGAACUACCAGAUCACAAUAGACGACAAGGGACCCAAGACCUUGUCUCUCGGUACUCUUGGCUCCAACGCCUUCAAGAAGCACGAUGUCCGCGGCACCUACAUGCUCUCGAACCUGCUCCAGGAGCUCACACUCGCAAAAGACUACGGCCGCAAGACUAUCGUGCUUGACGAGUCACGCUUGAACGAGAACCCUGUAAACCGCCUGAGUCGCCUCAUCCAAUUCUCCUUCUGGGACGGUCUCACACGCCGUAUCGACGGCUCCAAUAUCGCCAAAGUCGGUGUCGAUCCCAAGGACUGGACAGACGACCCACGUCCGCGUAUAUACAUCCCCCAGGGCGCACCUGAGCAGCACGAGUACUACACCCGCAUUGCUCGCGAGCAUCCCGACAUGCGUCUGGAUGUCAUCUGGCUGGACAAGGAUUGCGACAACAACGAUUACGUGCGCGAUCUGAACAAGGCACCCGGUCUGCUCGCUAUUGCUAUGGAAGAAUGGAUAGAUCCAGAGACGAAGAAGAAGGACCUGAGGGGUCUGCCGUUCGUCGUCCCAGGUGGCCGCUUCAACGAGCUCUACGGAUGGGACAGCUAUAUGGAGUCGCUCGGUCUCCUCGUCAACGACCGUGUUGACCUAGUCAAGUCCAUGGUCAUUCACUUCUGCUUCUGCAUCAAGCACUACAACAAGAUCCUCAACGCAAAUCGCACUUACUACCUUUGCCGAUCUCAGCCUCCCUUCCUCACCGAUAUGGCUCUGCGAUGCUAUGAACGCAUCAAGCACGAGCCUGGUGCGCUCGAUUUCCUACGCGAAGCCAUCCUUGCUGCCAUCAAGGAAUACCACUCGGUUUGGAUGAGCGCGCCUCGCCUAGACCCCGUUACUGGGCUCACCAGGUACCGGCCUGGCGGACGAGGUGUGCCACCUGAGACGGAAGCCAGCCAUUUCCACCAUGUUUUGAUGCCGUAUGCUGAGAAGCAUGGUAUGACAUUUAAGGAGUUCGUCGAUGCAUACAACAACGGACGUGUCGAAGAGCCUGAGCUUGACGAUUAUUUCCUACAUGACCGUGCUGUACGUGAAUCUGGCCACGACACUUCAUACCGUUUAGAGAGGGUCGCCGCAGAUCUUGCAGUUGUCGACAUCAAUGCGCUUCUUUACAAGUACGAAGUCGACAUUGGCCGUUGCAUCCGCAAUCACUUCGGUGACAAGCUUGAGAUCCCAGACGGCUUCCGCACUGGUGACAUGAAGCCUGGCCACGUUGAGAACUCUGCCACGUGGGAGCGCCGCGCUAGAAAACGCCGCGUUCAGGUGGACAAGUAUCUCUGGGAUGAAGAAGCUGGCAUGUACUUCGACUACAAUACAGUCAAGCAAGAACGCACCGGCUACGAGAGUGCCACCACUUUCUGGCCCAUGUGGUCAGGUCUUGCUACUCCUCGCCAGGCUAGCAUUCUUGUGGAGAAAGCCCUCCCUAAGCUGGAGGCAUUUGGUGGGCUUGUUUCGGGUACAGAGAAAUCGCGCGGCAAAGUCGGCCUUGACCGCCCCAACCGUCAGUGGGAUUAUCCAUUUGGCUGGGCGCCGCAGCAGAUGCUCGCUUGGGUCGGUAUGCAGCGAUACGGGUACGAUGCAGAAGCCCAACGCCUGGCAUACCGCUGGCUCUUCAUGGUCACCAAGGCAUUUGUUGACUUCAACGGCGUUGUUGUUGAGAAAUACGAUGUCACGAGGAAGAUUGAUCCUCACAGGGUGGAGGCCGAGUACGGUAACCAAGGCAGUGACUUCAAGGGUGUUCCUCGCGAAGGCUUCGGAUGGGUCAACGCAAGUUACGUUUACGGUCUCACGCUCCUCAGCGCACACCAGCGCCGUGCUCUCGGUGCGCUUACCGAUUGGGACAGCUACUCAAAAGCCAUGGAAGAUCUUGGUAUGAUGUAAACGACUGCCAGUUACUUUGUUACGACUGUACGAUGUACAUUGCAUUGGAUGUUGGGUCUGCUUCCUGAUUCGAGUUAGAGGCGUAGUAGGAAAUCUGUCUGAGCUAUGCUUAUGGAUUUUGCUUGCAAGUCCAAGGGAGAGUGCUAGACGUAUGAGCACAGCAAAUUUUAAAGGAUGUGGUACUGCAGGAGCUUUCGGUAUGGUGCUAGGGGCUGGACUCGGCAUGACGGUGUAACUUAUACCUAUGAUCAAACGAAAUGCAUCAAUAACGUUAAUUUUCCAUGCCUUCUUU